Acanthosepion pharaonis is the source of this 2025-nucleotide messenger RNA. The record is from the annotation of a GenBank genome assembly. NCBI's taxonomy places the organism in Eukaryota, Metazoa, Mollusca, Cephalopoda, Sepiida, Sepiidae.
AUGGUUUAUAUGACGGUCAUUGAACACAGUUGUGACAGAUUGCACUUGUCUAGGGGACCUAAUUUCUGGUCAUGGUGCCUACUUAUUGGUGUGAUUAUUGGUGGCCUAGGUGUAAUUUAUUAUAGCUCAGGUAAUAUAUUAUGGGAGAUAAUAUGUCUGCUUGGAGCCCUUCUCUGGGGACUGACAGGAAUGGAGGACUGGGAAGAAUGCGUCUUUGACAAAAUUUCAGGACAAGUUACAAUCCAAAAAAGAAAUUUGUUGCAAAAAUUACUGCCAUCUGUGAUGAAACAACCAGUUGUUGUGGCAAACUUUGAAGAUAUCAUAAGUGUGAGAGUGGUAGAAAAAGAGUUGAAAUAUUUCGGCCAGGGACAACAGGUGGUCUUACAGCUCAACACUGGUGUUACCCUUGGGGUCACUGAAUCUUUUACGAUGGGAAAAAUCAGUGACCACCAUGCCAUUGCCCAUAAGAUUGAGAGCUUUCUACAACCUUACAUCUCACCAAUCUCUCCAGAUAAUGAUGGUGAUGAUUACCUGGGUGACAGUUCAUCUUCAGAGGACAGUUUUGAACAGAUUGGUCCCCAGGAUCUGCUUCCUGACCCCUUGCCAUCUAUCCCAGACAAUUUCUUUAUUCCUGUUUUUUUUUUUUAUAAACUUUGUAUUCUUCUAUAUUCUUUUAUUCCUGUUUUUUAUACUUUGUAUUCUUUUAUUCCUUUAUUCCAUUCUUUUUAUACUUUAUUAUUCCUAUAUUUCUUUAUUCCUGUUUUUUUUUUUAUAAACUUUGUAUUCUUCUAUAUUUCUUUUAUUCCUUUUUUAUACUUUAUUUCUUUUAUUCCUUUUUUUUUUUUUAUAAACUUUGUAUUCUUCUAUAUUCUUUUUAUUCCUUUUUUUAUACUUUUGUAUUCUUCUAUAUUCCUUUAUUCCAUUCUUUUUAUACUUUAUUUCUUUAUUCCUGUUUUUUUUUUUUAUAAACUUUGUAUUCUUCUAUAUUCUUUUAUUCCUGUUUUUUAUACUUUGUAUUCUUCUAUAUUCCUUUAUUCCAUUCUUUUUAUUCCUUUGUAUUCCUCUAAAUUUCUUUUUUAUUUUUUUUUUUUUUUUUUUUUUAUAUUCUUUUAUUCUCUAGAUUUUUUAUUCCUUUUUUUUUCUUUUUUCUUUAUUCUUUUAUUCCUUUUUUUUAUACUUUUGUAUUCCUCUAUUUUCUUUAUUCCUGUUUUUUUCCAUUUAUUUUUUUUCCUCUAUAUUCUUUUAUUCCUAUAUUUUUUAUUUUUUUUUAUUCUUCUAUAUUCCUUUAUUCCAUUCUUUUUUUUUUAUUCCUCUAGAUUUCUUUAUUCCUUUUUUUUUAUAAAUUCUAUAUUCUUUUAUUCCUGUUUUUUUACUUUGUAUUCUUCUAUAUUCCUUUAUUCCAUUCUUUUUAUACUUUGUUUCUUUAUUCCUGUUUUUUAUACUUUGUAUUCCUCUAUAUUUCUUUAUUCCUGUUUUUUUUUUUAUAAACUUUGUAUUCCUCUAUAUUCUUUUAUUCCUGUUUUUCAUACUUUGUAUUCUUCUAUAUUCCUUUAUUCCAUUCUUUUUAUACUUUGUAUUCCUCUAUAUUCCUUUAUUCCUGUUUUUUAUACUUUCUUUUCCUUUUUCUUACUGACUCUACAAUUUUUUUCCUUUCUUUUUCUUUUUCCCUUUUUUUUCCCCUAUUUUUUUUUUCCUUUUUUCUCUUCUUACUUUUUCCCUAACUUCAAUUUUUUCAUCCUUUUUCUUUUUGUCACUUUUCCCUUCCUUUUUUUAUUUCCUUUCUUUUUCUCUUCUUACUUUUUUCCUUUCCUUUUCGCUACUUUUCUUUUUCUUUUUUCCCUUCCUUUUUUUUUAUUUCCUUUCUUUUUUCCUACUUUUUCUUUCUUUUUCUCUUACUUUUUUCCUUUUCUUUCUUUUUUCCCUACUUUUUCUUUUUUCCUCUCUCUUUUUUUCCUAACUUCAUUUUUUUCCUUUCUUUAUCUUUUUCUCUUUUUCCUUUUUCUUCUUUUUCCUUUUCUUACUUAA